AUGCAAGCGUCGCUUUCGCCGGUAGACGCAGCGGUCCCCGGCGAUAUGGCCAGCGGAAGCCAGAGCGCAGCCGGUGCGUCGGUUCCGACGGAGAAGAAGAGUAACUAUAAGGGAUUCGUAGCGGGGGUGUUUUCGGGGAUUGCGAAGUUGAGUGUUGGGCAUCCUUUCGAUACGGUAAAGGUGCGAUUACAGACGAGCAAGGAUAGGCAUUUCAAGGGGCCGUUGGACUGUGUGCUACAGACGGUACGGAAGGAGGGGGUGAGUGGACUGUACAAGGGAGCCACGCCGCCGCUGGUCGGUUGGAUGGUUAUGGACUCUGUCAUGCUCGGUUCCCUGACGCUGUACCGACGACUACUGCUCGAGAAUGUCUUUUCGAACCCCGCUAUCCGGUCUCUUACGCCGUUUGCGAGCUAUCAACCUGAUCCCAAAACGCUUCCUAGUUUCGGGCAUGGGAUAGCUGGUAUCCUGGCCGGUACGACCGUCAGUUUCAUAGCGGCUCCGGUGGAGCACAUCAAGGCGCGGCUGCAGAUUCAGUAUGCGGCGGAUAAGUCGAAGCGAAUGUACAGCGGGCCGGUCGAUUGUUUACAAAAGCUUCUGCGCACUCACGGUAUCGCAGGGUUGUACCGCGGCCUCUGCGCGACAAUCUUCUUCCGAUCGUUCUUCUUCUUCUGGUGGGGAUCCUACGACGUCCUGACGCGAUGGAUGAGAGACAACACCGCGAUGUCGGCACCAGCAAUCAAUUUCUGGGCUGGGGGCAUAUCGGCACAGAUUUUCUGGUUGACCUCGUACCCGUCCGAUGUGGUCAAGCAGCGACUGAUGACGGACCCGAUGGGUGGAGCGCUGGGUGACGGGGAAAGAAAGUUCCGCCGGUGGAAAGAUGCUGCCAGGGCGGUAUAUCAAGAGCGAGGAUGGAGAGGGUACUGGAGGGGUUUCGUGCCCUGUUUCUUACGAGCAUUCCCGGCGAAUGCGAUGGCCUUGGUUGCAUUUGAGGGUGUGAUGCGGUCGCUGCCGUGA
Messenger RNA from Aspergillus thermomutatus, 1014 nucleotides. RefSeq names its product putative mitochondrial carrier protein. Lineage: Eukaryota; Fungi; Ascomycota; Eurotiomycetes; Eurotiales; Aspergillaceae. The record is from RefSeq and is a predicted model, not a curated record. The coding region runs from base 1 to 1014 and encodes 337 amino acids. Gene Ontology annotation, molecular function: transmembrane transporter activity. The transcript is spliced from 5 exons. Gene Ontology annotation, biological process: transport.